This is a messenger RNA of Folsomia candida, 963 nucleotides long. RefSeq names its product trypsin-1. Gene Ontology annotation, molecular function: serine-type endopeptidase activity. Gene Ontology annotation, biological process: proteolysis. The transcript is spliced from 4 exons. The coding region runs from base 55 to 837 and encodes 260 amino acids. NCBI's taxonomy places the organism in Eukaryota, Metazoa, Arthropoda, Collembola, Entomobryomorpha, Isotomidae. The record is from RefSeq and is a predicted model, not a curated record.
UCUAGCUCUUCCCAUCCUAGUUAUCACCUGAUAAGCUCCACAAAACCCAUUAACAUGUUGAAGCUCGCAACCAUUCUGGUGACAUUGUUGGUCGCCUUGAGUUCUGCCUAUCCAAGGUCAUCCUUGAGGGUUCCUGGAGGGGGACGAAUUGUUGGAGGAGAGGAUGCCACCGUGGGUCAAUUUCCGUACCAGUUGAGCUUGACCAUGGCUGGCUCAAUAAUCUGUGGGGCUUCGAUUAUCUCACCAAACUUGGCCCUUACCGCCGCUCAUUGUGUCAACCGAGCCCAACCCUCUCAAGUUCAGGUCAUCGCUGGUCGCCAUCUGAGAACAACUCCCGCACCGAAUGAGCAGAUCAGACAGGUCACGAGGAUCGACGUUCACGAGAAUUACAAUGGAAACACGUAUGCAAAUGAUAUUGCUCUUCUCCACCUCUCCACAAGCACGCCCUUCGUGUAUGACGACGUCGUCGGAGAAAUUGCACUCCCCACGCGGGAACAACAGACCACCGGAGACACCGUUGUUUCCGGAUGGGGUCGACUCACAUCUGGUCUUUACCCGACCGUUCUUCAGUGGGUCCAAGUCCCACAUGUGAGUGACGCACAGUGCCAACAACUCUAUCCCGAGGAGACUAUCCUGCCUUCCAUGUUGUGCGCUGGGCUUAUUGCGGGAGGGAAGGACUCUUGUCAAGGCGAUUCUGGUGGUCCCCAAGCCGCCGUUAAUGGAGGUUAUCUGGCCGGGAUUGUUAGUUGGGGAUAUGGCUGUGCUGCACCAAAUAGACCCGGCGUGUACACCGAAGUCAGCUAUUUCAUCGACUGGAUUGAUGCACACAGGAAUUAAAGGUUCAAAAUUAUGACAACCAUUCCUCUCGCUAAUUGAAAUUAAAUUUUCUGCCCUACUUACUUAUUCUACUCACUCACAUUCCUCUAUUUUAUUCAGUUGUAUUAAAGAAUUGUGCGUAAUAAA